This is a messenger RNA of Daucus carota subsp. sativus, 4557 nucleotides long. RefSeq lists its product as uncharacterized. Gene Ontology annotation, biological process: telomere maintenance; DNA repair. The transcript has 11 exons. Bases 256 to 4557 code for a protein of 1433 amino acids. Gene Ontology annotation, molecular function: DNA helicase activity. NCBI's taxonomy places the organism in Eukaryota, Viridiplantae, Streptophyta, Magnoliopsida, Apiales, Apiaceae. The record is from RefSeq and is a predicted model, not a curated record.
AUUUGAUGAAACAACUGGUAUGUGAUGCACCUGGUCAGUUUUAUUGGAAUAUGAAUUUUAGAUAAUCUUUAUGUGAGAAAAUAUUGAUUGAAGAGACUUAAGUUUGCAGCAAGCAUAGUCUAAAAUCACCACCUGUUCCUACUCUACUUCUAAUUUCUAGAUGGAUAUAACUUGCUCUGACUUGGCACCGGAGAUCACCUGCCACCGAUUGCUCAACAUUAUAAAACACCCAAUACGGAAUUUUUACAUUCAACUAUGGAUGGAUAUGAUAUCUCCACACAAACGCAACAUUUGCGAAGACAUAUCUCAGCUUUAGCACGCCAAGAAAGGAUUCUUAAAAUGCAGAUUAAGAAGCAUCCAUCACGUGCCAAUCAUAACAAAACGCUCAUAGAGAAGAAGAUAUGCAAGCAUUCACGAUUUAGACGGAAAAUUUCACUCAUCCAGAAUAGAUUCAAAAAUAACCUGCAACAACGCAUCAGUUCCAUGGAUAUAAUUGUCAAAUACUACACACGUACAAUGAGGGCAAUGAUUCUUCAGACUCCUACUGAAUCAUUUGAAAGAAAUGAUGAUAUUAGUCAAAAGUCUACCCCAAUGGAAGUGAAUUCUAUACGGAUUGAAGCAAAUCCAUCCAGGACUGCAAAUAGAUUCAAUGAAAAUAUUGGACAAAAUUCUACCCAAAGGGAACUGGAGUCUACACUACCGAAAGCAAAUACAUCCAGGACUGCCCCUAGAUUCAAUGAUGAUAUUGGACAAAAUUCUACCCCAAUGGAAGUGGAUUCUAUACUGCCUGAAGCAAAUCCAUCUAUGACUGCAAAUAGAUUCAAUGAAAAUAUUGGACAAAAUUCUACCCAAAUGGAACUGGAAUCUACACUACUGGAAGCAGAUACAUCCAGGACUGCACAUAGAUUCAAUGAAAAUAUUGGACGAAAUUCUACCCAAAUGGAACUGGAGUCUACACUACCGGAAGCAGAUACAUCCGAGACUGCACAUAGAUUCAAUGAAAAUAUUGGACAAAAUUCUACCCAAAUGGAACAGGAGUCUACACUACCGGAAGCAAAUACAUCCGAGACUGCACAUAGAUUCAAUGGGGUUUACAAAAAGCCAUGGAACUUUGGACCACCUACAUAUGUAUGCACAUAUUGUGGUGCCAUGUUAUGGUAUGAAGAACGGAUUGAAAAAACACGCACUCAUUUACAACCAAAGUUUACAUUUUGUUGCAUGGAAGGACGUGUGCAGAUACCAUUACUUAGGCAACCACCAGAAUUACUCAAGUACUUGCAAUCACCUGAAUCUGGAAAGAAGGGAAUCAAAUUCAUGGAAAACAUAAGGGCUUAUAACUGCAUGUUUGCAAUGACAUCUUUGGGAGUCCGAGUCGACAGUGCUAUAAAUAGAAGGAGAGGUCCGUUUGUGUUUCGAGCAAGUGGUGUAAAUAUUCAUUUUAUUGGUUCAUUAAUCCCGGAAAAAGAUCAACGACCAAAAUAUGCACAGCUCUAUAUCUACGACACUGAAAAUGAAGUUAGAAAUAGAAUAGCAACAAUGCAAAAGAAUGGUCCCAAUGAAGACAUUGAUGAAGAAAUUGUCUCUCAAAUAUCUAGAAUGCUGGAUGAAAAAAAUCAUUUGGUUGAAUCCUUCAGGAAGGCUCGAGACAGAUAUAAAAAUGGACCAGAAACUUCCUUUCAAUUGCGAAUUCCUGGCAACAGAGCUCAAGAUGGUCGGCAAUAUGACAUGCCUACAAGUUCCGAGAUAGCUGGCUUGAUUGUGGGUGAUAUUGAUAAGAAAAACUAUAAACGUGAUGUUAUUGUACACCACAAAACUCGCGGUCCAGAACAAAUAAGUGAUUUACAUCCAAGCUACAUGGCCAUGACAUAUCCAUUGAUACAUCCCUAUGGUGAAGAUGGAUAUAGACUUGGAAUAACUUUAAGAGAUGGAAAAAAUUUAACAAUGUGCCAGUAUUAUUGCUUUAGAUUACAACAAAGAUUGAAUGAGGGUCACACUCUUCUUCGAAGCGGCAGACUCCUGCAACAAUAUAUAGUGGAUUGUUACAUGACAAUUGAAGAAGAGAGAUUUCGCUGGAUACGACUGAAUCAAAAUAAAUUAAGGUCAGACCUCUACUCAGGACUAAUGGAUGCCGUUCAUAGAGGUGAUUCGAAUUGUUCAAGAGUGGGGAAGUCAAUUAUCCUGCCUUCAUCACACACCGGGGGCCCCAGAUACAGAGUACAAAAUUAUCAAGAUGCAAUGGCUAUUUGCAAGUGGGCGGGUUAUCCAGAUCUUUUUAUAACUUUUACCUGCAACCCGAAGUGGCCAGAAAUAAAUUACAUGCUGGAAUUAAUUGGGCAGAAAGAUGACAGAAAUAGGUUGGAUAUCAUAUGCCGGGUUUUCCACAUAAAACUACUCCAACUAAUGCAAGAUCUGAAGAAAGAAAAACCAUUUGGAAAAAUAAUUGCAAGUUUAUACACAAUUGAAUUUCAGAAAAGAGGCUUACCGCAUGCACACAUUCUACUCUUCUUGGAUCCGGUAAUGAAAAAUCCUACAGCAUCACGAAUCGAUGAAAUUGUAAGCGCUGAAAUUCCGGACUUCAAUGUUGAUCCUGAUGGGUAUAAUGCAGUGAAAAACUUUAUGCUUCAUGGACCAUGUGGCAAGCUCAACAAAAACUCCCCGUGUAUGGCAAACGGCAAGUGUACAAAACACUUUCCAAAGAAAUACAAUGACAAGACAACAUUUGAUUCUGAUGGAUUCCCGAUAUACAAGAGACGGAACACCGGUAUUCAUAUCAAGAAAAAUGGUAAAAUCUUAGACAAUCGCUUUGUGGUUCCUUACAACAGGAAUUUAAUUGUCAAAUUUGAUGCACAUAUCAAUAUUGAAGUCUGCAAUUAUUCAAGGUCCAUAAAGUAUCUAUUCAAGUACGUCAACAAAGGGCCAGAUAGAGCAAAUGCAACAUUUGAAUCCAUUGAUACAGUUGAACGAAUAGAUGAGAUCAAAGCAUACCUUGAUUGUAGAUACAUAUCAGCCGCUGAAGCUUGCUGGAGAAUCUUCCAGUUUGACAUAAAUCAUAGACAUCCAUCAGUUGAAAGAUUACCUUUCCACCUCCCUGGUGAACAUACAAUAAUAUUCGAAGAAGACAAGUGUGUCGACAAUGUCCUUAAUAGACCCGGAGUAGACAAAACCAAGUUCACAGAAUGGCUAGAAACGAACAAAAUUCACGAGGAUGCGCGUCAAUUGACUUAUUCAGAUUUUCCAACACGUUGGGUUUGGAACGCCAAAGAAAAAAUAUGGACAAGGAGAAAAAAAGGCAUAUCAGUUGGCAGAAUUUAUUUUGCUCAUCCUUCAUCUGGAGAGAGGUUUUACAUGCGCAUGCUUCUCAACUUUGUCAAAGGUAGCACUUCCUUCGAAUGUAUAAGGACGGUGAAUGGGGUAACGUAUAAAACUUAUAAAGCUGCAUGUUAUGCUUUGGGACUCCUGGAUGAUGACAAAGAAUGGAUUGACUGCUUGAAUGAAGCUGCAGGCUGGGCAACUGGCAAUGAACUGCGCAAUCUAUUUGUCACCAUCCUCAUACACUGUCAAGUUUCAGACGCAUCACAUCUUUGGAAAAAUUGCUUCAUUGCAUUGUCAGAAGAUAUAACGUCACUACACAGGAAAAGAUUCAACAACAAAGAGCUCAAACUGACUGAAGAACAGGUAGAAGCAUAUACAUUGGUCGAACUAGAAACUCUAAUGCAGAAGUCUGGAAAAAGUUUAAGAGACAUAGACGGAAUGCCUCAACCUAACACAUCAUUACUAAGUGAUUCAAGCAACAGGUUGGUGAAUGAAGAGCUGGAUUAUGACACUGCAAAACUAAAGGUACAACAUGAAAAUCUGUAUGCUGCUCUGAACACUUGCCAAAAAGUAGCUUAUGAAGCAAUAUUAAAAUCUGUUGAGAAUGACGAAGGCAGAUUAUUUUUCAUUAGCGGCCAUGGUGGUACUGGAAAGACCUAUUUAUGGAACACAAUUAUUUCAAACCUAAGAUCAAGAUCGCAAAUUGUAUUGCCUGUUGCAACUGCAGGUAUAGCAGCAUUGUUGAUGCCUAAUGGAAGGACAGCCCAUUCACGUUUCCAUAUCCCACUUGACAUCACAGCAGAGUCAACUUGUGAGAUUCGCCACGGAAGCCCUUUAGCUAAACUACUGCUCAAGACCUCUUUAAUCAUCUGGGAUGAAGCACCGAUGACAAAUAAAUUUUGUUUUGAAGCUCUGGACAAGUCCUUGAGGGAUAUCCUAAGAACCAGAUUUGAGCAUAGCACCGAUAAGCCGUUUGGUGGGCUUACAAUAGUAUGUGGGGGCGAUUUUCGUCAAAUAUUACCCGUAGUUCCCAAAGGAACAAAAGAUGAAAUUAUUGAUGCAUCCCUAAUUUCAUCUUAUCUAUGGCCACACUUCAGAGUAUACGAGCUGAAUCAGAAUAUGAGGCUCCAUAGUGGAAAAAUAAGCGAGGCUGAUAAAGAAGAGAUUGCGACAUUUGACAACUGGAUGUUACAAAUAGGAAAUGGAUCGAAUUAUGAUGAUAUAGACAGAGAACUGAAUAUUUGA